Messenger RNA from Propithecus coquereli (Coquerel's sifaka), 1097 nucleotides. RefSeq names its product SUMO1 activating enzyme subunit 1 (gene SAE1). Gene Ontology annotation, cellular component: SUMO activating enzyme complex; cytoplasm. The record is from RefSeq and is a predicted model, not a curated record. The transcript is spliced from 9 exons. Lineage: Eukaryota; Metazoa; Chordata; Mammalia; Primates; Indriidae. Gene Ontology annotation, biological process: protein sumoylation. Bases 99 to 1097 code for a protein of 332 amino acids. Gene Ontology annotation, molecular function: SUMO activating enzyme activity.
AGUGGCCCGGGCGCGCUGCUGGCGGCGGUUGGUGGCGCGCGGCGCCGGCGAGCGGUUGGCGUGAGCGGGACCGAGAGGAGGCAGCCAGAGCCGGCGCCAUGGUGGAGAAGGAGGAGGCCGGCGGCGGCAUCAGCGAGGAGGAGGCGGCUCAGUAUGACCGGCAGAUCCGCCUGUGGGGAUUGGAGGCCCAGAAACGGCUGCGGGCCUCCCGGGUGCUUCUUGUCGGCAUGAAAGGACUUGGGGCUGAAAUUGCCAAGAAUCUCAUCCUGGCAGGAGUGAAAGGACUGACCAUGCUGGAUCACGAACAGGUAUCUCCAGAAGAUCCUGGAGCUCAGUUCCUGAUUCGUACUGGGUCUGUUGGCCGAAAUAGGGCUGAAGCCUCUUUGGAGAGAGCCCAGAAUCUCAACCCCAUGGUGGAUGUGAAGGUGGACACUGAGGAUAUAGAGAAGAAACCUGAGUCAUUUUUCACUGAGUUUGAUGCUGUGUGUCUGACUUGCUGUUCCAGGGAUGUCAUAGUUAAAAUUGACCAGAUCUGUCACAAAAAUAGCAUCAAAUUCUUUACAGGAGAUGUUUUUGGCUACCAUGGAUACACAUUUGCCAAUCUUGGAGAGCAUGAGUUUGUAGAGGAGAAAACCAAAGUUGCCAAAGUUAGCCAAGGAGUAGAAGAUGGACCUGAUACCAAGAGAACAAAACUUGAUUCUUCUGAAACAACUAUGGUCAAAAAGCUUGAUCUGAAUUUUGAGCCAGAAUGGAACCAGGUCUUUGGGAGCUUAGCUCUGUCUCCCUUCAUGCUCCUGAAGUUCCGCACAGAUAAAGGAAGAGAUCCUAGUUGUGAUGCGUAUGGGGAAGACUCUGAGCUGUUGCUCCAGAUACGAAAUGAUGUGCUCGACUCUCUGGGUGUUAGUCCUGACCUGCUUCCCGAGGACUUUGUCAGGUACUGCUUCUCCGAGAUGGCCCCGGUGUGUGCGGUGGUUGGAGGGAUUUUAGCACAGGAAAUUGUGAAGGCGCUGUCGCAGAGGGACCCUCCUCACAACAACUUCUUCUUCUUUGAUGGCAUGAAGGGGAGUGGCAUCGUGGAGUGCCUCGGCCCCAAGUGA